UGUUUGAAAAUCCGAGCUCCAGAUCUUUUUAUAGUGACCAUGAAUGUACACGAUAGAACGCGGGAGGAAUAUAUGUGAAUGAUUUAUGCUAUCCAAUAUCUAAUAAGUUUCCCGCGCGUGUGACAAACCCUGAAUUUGAUUGGCCAAUUCCGUUGGAGCCGACCAAUCUGCGCGGCCAUCGCGAUUGACGUAACUCAUUGCGCGGGAUCUCGCUGAGCUGCGAUUGCAGUUGCCAUGCCUGUGCCAUGCGUCUGAUUGUGCUCAGUGCGAACAGGAGAAAGCAGGAAAAACGGUGGUACAAUGCCCGUCGAGAUACGAGUGAGUCAGGCCAACGUGACAGUGGAAUCUGCGGGAGUUGGUGACGUGCGAUUGUUGGCAAGUUGACCGCCCAGUUUUUGCGUAACAGUGGAUAUUGGGCAUAUCGCAACAAAGACGGUGCCAAUGAACGGGCGUCCGAUACAACGAGCAGUUUGAUUUCUCAUGGAUAAACAAGAAUGAUACUGAACGAGGGAAGCUCCUGCGACGAAACUUCGUUAAGAAGUGAACUAGAUGCGGCGGAAAAAGCAAAACAGGAAAAUGACCACGCGUGGAAAUUCGCUCUUGACCAGUUUUUCGUCACCGACGAGCGUCGAUCCGUCAAAGAGAGUGUCUAUCGCGGGGAAGGAAACGCAAAUGUGGUGCUGGCACUGCCUUGUGAGCGGAAGGUGGUGCGAUUUCGGAAGUCUUUACCUGACGAGUCGGAUCCGGAUGGAGGCGAGGCUCGAACGUGCCAGGAAAAUCAGUUUCUGAGACACGUAAUUCCCGGGUUUCUUGGCGAAUACGUUCAACCCCCGGAAAUAAUUCACGGCAGGCCUGAAGAUAUGGUGAUGCUGUCCGAAGCUAUUCGCCCUCUGCGUCCAGAAAGUCGCCGCAAGAAAGACAUAGUCGAAGAAUACGCCACCAAAUAUGUGGAUUAUGCCUUUUUACCUGCCAAACUUACCGAUUCGCUGCAGCAGCACCAUUGCAGUCGACCUACUUUCUGCGUUGAAAUCAAACCUAAACAAGGAUUCAGGCACGAAUCGGACGAACAGUUCCAGAGGUGCACGUAUUGUCUUACGCAAUACUCCAAGAUGAACAGCGGAGUGAUUAAAUCUCGGAGUACUUAUUGCCCGUUCGAUCUGUUCUCCGGUGAUGCGGAGCGUAUGAAAAAGUCCAUUCGUGGUCUUCUAAAGUCUCCUCAAAACAAUCUCAAGAUUUUCAAAGACGGCAACAUAGUUUAUGACUGUAAUAGUAAUCCAGAUGACUUGGAGUAUAUUUUAGCAGAAUGGUUCAUUACCAGUAGAUAUCGGUCAAUGGAACAAUAUUUAAGAAUCUUUAUCAGACUCGUUAGCACUGCUUUGUUGAGAGAAUUUCACCACACCCAGAUGAACGAAUCAGCCUAUUGCCCAUUGGCUCGAAUAUCGUCACAGGAUUUUGACAAUGAGACACGAAUUGAUCAAGAGCUUGUAGAGAAGGCGAAAAAACUCCUGUACUUAUCAGAUUACGAGUGCAAUUUCGUUGGCGGUAACCUCCUACGAGAUUCUGUCCUUGGACGAAUCCGCCGCAUGCAGGAAUUGCCGUAUUACAGUACCGACAUCGUAUAUAAAAUAUAUUCGAAGCAUAUACGACUUUUGAACGAUAAUUCGAUUUAUUCUGGUAUGAUAAGAAUGCACACCAGCAAGAAGAACGCACUGCCUAUCAGAAUCGGAGAGCUAUAUGAAAGAUGCGAGUCGGCACGGAAAAAGGAUGCAUCGAGCGCCGCCUAUUCCUCUGUAAAUCAAUCCCAAAGUACAUAUACCUUGAAGCCGCAAAAUCUUGGCAAAAAUGGAAAUAACAGCACUGCGUCGUCGGAUUUCCGAAGUAGUAAACUUUAUCGAAACCUAGACGAAACUGAAGGGGAGAUAAAUAGCGCAAUCACAAAUGACGAGUUGCGAGCUUUACAGAAUUAUCUCCUCGCGACAACCGCGAAGGAUUGCUCUAUUCUAAUGGCCUUCCAAGAAAUUGACUCCGUGUGCAUACCCAAUGUAGCGGAACCAAAUGUCGUGGAGACAGACCAGCUUAGUUUUUUGGUAAAUGUGGGUAUCCUGGACUUGGACCCAAAGUCCGUACACUGCAUUAAAAAACACCGGAAACGCGACAUAAACGUUCUUGUUUCUGUUUCGAAAGUUUUAGAAAAAGAGGUUCAAUCGGUGGAUAAAUCAUUAUUUGAUACAGUGUGAUUCCACUGUCGCGUUUUUUAAACCGCGUCUCGUUCGAAAUAAAAUUGAAAUUCGUCCACGUGCACGUUUCAUCAGUACAAAUCAGUUGAGUGCAAUAUUUGAACAAUUUUAAUACCGCCAAUAGCAAUUGAUGAUAUUGUUCCUUUUCCACUAAGUUGGAACUGGAAAGGUGUAUAAUGGUAAAGACUUGGUAAUUAGAGUUAUAUGACAAUGCAAAUCUCUCUACUACAAAAAAACCGAUGGUAUACAUGCUGUCGAAUAGUCAUAAUCAUUGUAAUAUGACGAUAGUUUUAAGUCACAUAAUCAGGCCAUGUUAGUGAUAAGAAAUUAUUCUAUAUGUUUUAACUAGUCAUUGUGUUAUCUCUUCAACAAUAGCAAGUAAAGUAAUAAUCUGCUUUU
Messenger RNA from Diprion similis, 2636 nucleotides. It is a transcript of the gene Ipk1, whose product is annotated as inositol-pentakisphosphate 2-kinase. Gene Ontology annotation, cellular component: nucleus. Gene Ontology annotation, molecular function: ATP binding; inositol-1,3,4,5,6-pentakisphosphate 2-kinase activity. The record is from RefSeq and is a predicted model, not a curated record. The coding region runs from base 495 to 2237 and encodes 580 amino acids. NCBI's taxonomy places the organism in Eukaryota, Metazoa, Arthropoda, Insecta, Hymenoptera, Diprionidae. Gene Ontology annotation, biological process: inositol phosphate biosynthetic process. The transcript has 8 exons.